Messenger RNA from Drosophila eugracilis, 2268 nucleotides. RefSeq names its product sodium-independent sulfate anion transporter. Bases 445 to 2253 code for a protein of 602 amino acids. Gene Ontology annotation, cellular component: membrane. Gene Ontology annotation, biological process: transmembrane transport. The transcript is spliced from 8 exons. The record is from RefSeq and is a predicted model, not a curated record. Gene Ontology annotation, molecular function: sulfate transmembrane transporter activity. Lineage: Eukaryota; Metazoa; Arthropoda; Insecta; Diptera; Drosophilidae.
AGGCCUCUCAAGUGGCCAUAGAUUUUUGUUGAAUUCCACGAUUACAGAAAUUUUGGAUCUGGACGAACAGAUACAGCGAAGUUCAUCACGGCUGGCCCACUUUAUCGCUCUGCAGUCUUCGUCUCUGGUCUUAUCGUUGUCAGCCGAACACCUUACUCAAAACUAACUAAACUGUCCGAUGAUAACUGCCUACGCAUUCACAAAUUCGCACUGUCGGUUUGCAGUAAUAACCCCGACGACUAACCGCCGCUUGACCAUUCGUCUGCCCACGCUGAAGCGGAUCGGUUCGUUCCCUUUCAAGCUGCAGACAGGCUCAUCCGGAUCCAAGUCCAGCAAGUGCGAAUCUAACAAGUGACCGCUAAUUAAUCAUCCACAACGUGUAAUUCAAGUCAAAACUCCCACUAGUAUUAGCCAAUUCAAAAGUGCUUUCCAGAUCUUGUCAGCAUGUGCGAUAAUGAAGAUGAUCUUUACAGGGAGCGCCUGCCUAAUGUAUGCGGUGCAGUGGGCUCCAAGGCCCGGAGCUGCUGCAGCAUGCGAUCUGUCCACAGAUACCUGCCUGUUACCGACUGGCUUCCCAAAUACCAGUGGAACUUCCUGGCUAUGGAUCUAGUGGCGGGACUCACAGUGGGCCUUACGGCGGUGCCACAAGCUAUAGCUUACGGAGCUGUUGCCAAUCUGCCACCAGCCUAUGGACUCUAUUCAGCUUUUAUGGGUGGAUUUGUAUAUAUAUUCCUAGGAACCUGCAAAGACAUCACGGUGGGACCUACGGCCAUCAUGGCACUAAUGGUGCGGCCAUAUGUGGAUGGCAAUCCAGCAUAUGCGGUGCUCCUGUGCUUCCUGUCAGGCUGCAUUAUCUUUAUAAUGGGUUUGCUCAAUCUCGGAGUGCUCAUGCGGUUUAUAUCGGUGCCGGUGACGACAGGUUUUACCAUGGCAGCCGCCAUAACCAUAGCCACCGGACAGGUGAACAGCUUGUUUGGCAUUAGCAGUAGUGCCAAUGGGUUCCUAGACUGCUGGAUACACUUCUUCGGCCACAUAACUCAAAUACGUCGAAAUGAUGCCAUCAUGGGUUGCUGCACACUGAUUAUCCUGCUGCUCAUGAGGCAACUCAAAGACCUGCCGUUUGGCAUAAAGAGCGUGUGGAAGUAUAUUUCAUUAGCUCGCAAUGCUGUGGCCGUGCUAAUAGGAAUCCUGCUGUGCUAUCUCUUGAAAAAAGACGGCAAACUGCCCUUUCUAGUCAGUGGCAGCAUCACGCCUGGCUUGCCGCCUUUUAAGCCGCCUCCGUUUUACACAGAAAACUCGGAAACGGGAGAAAUCACGAACUUUGGUGGCAUGAUUUCGAAAAUGGGAUCUGCCUUGAUUUCCAUACCCUUGCUGUCUAUAUUGGAAAGCAUAGCUGUGGCCAAGGCUUUCUCCAAAGGAAAGAUAGUGGACGCAUCGCAGGAGAUGAUUGCCCUGGGAAUCAGCAAUGUCCUUAGCAGCUUCUUCUCUUCCAUGCCCAUCACUGGAUCCUUUACAAGGACAGCUAUCAAUAAUGCCAGUGGAGUGAAGACCCCGCUGGGUGGAGCUGUUACCGGCGCUAUUGUAAUCAUGACCUUGGCCUUCCUUACCUCCACGUUUGCCUACAUUCCGAAGGCGACAUUGGCAGCUAUUAUCAUAGCAGCAAUGUUCUUUAUGGUGGAGUACGAGACCAUUGGCGAGAUUUGGCGGGCAAAAAAACGUGAUAUGCUGCCUUUUCUGGUCACCGUUCUGACUUGCGUCUUCUGGACUUUGGAGUAUGGAAUGGUGGUGGGCAUUGUCUUUAACGCGCUUUUCCUGCUCUACAAGAGCAUGAAGCCACAGUUUAAUUUGGAAACCCAGAAGUUCAAUGGAAUCGAGGUGACUGUGGCCGAUCUGAAGGGCAGCGUGGAUUACGCGGCAGCAGAAUACUUGAAGUUGUCAAUUGUGUCGCACGUGACGAGUAGGAAUAGCGAGGGAAAUGGCUCCACAACAUUGGUGGUCAUUAAGGGGCACGAGAUCGCCUCAAUUGAUACGACCGUGGCAUUGAACCUCAAAUCACUGCGCGAAGAUCUAGCCCUAUUGCAGUGCGACCUGAUCUGCUGGAACUGGAGUAUUCCAGCGGCGGGAGUGAUUUGCCGGAUGGAUAGGAAGCUGCGCAGUAUGUUUAAGUUCUCGAAAAGCUUUCCGGACCUAAUGCAAACAAUUGCGGACUGCGAGGCAGCCGUUUCAUGUAUUGCUGUUGACUUGAGUCAAUAAAGAGCACUCUUUUGU